Messenger RNA from Folsomia candida, 641 nucleotides. RefSeq lists its product as uncharacterized. The record is from RefSeq and is a predicted model, not a curated record. The transcript is spliced from 5 exons. Lineage: Eukaryota; Metazoa; Arthropoda; Collembola; Entomobryomorpha; Isotomidae. The coding region runs from base 56 to 511 and encodes 151 amino acids.
CAAACCCUUCGAGAAAUAUUUUAGAUUUUCUUUUAGAUUUAUCCAAAUCUGCAAAAUGUGUCUUACUAGAGUGCAAGAAGAUGAAAUUGCACUGUUGGGACAGCCGAAUCUCGAGAUGCCUGUGCUGAUUUUGCCGGAAGUGCCGAUCCAAGCGCCAACGGUUCAAUCAAUUCGUACAAAAAUCAACCAAUCGUUAGAAGGAACCGUAAAUGAAUUCUGGGGUCUGAGGUUAUCAGAGGCCGAGGAACUUAAGAAGAAUGCUAAUAAAGCUCUUAAUACUAGAGUGGAUCCUGCUCCGGAUGAAUUGUUGAAGGAGGUGAAGAAAGCCAUGAAGCCGAAGGACCCUGCUAAAGUGAAAACUAGGUUUCAAGAAAUAUUGGACAGAGCUGGAGCUAAUCCUCGGGAUGAUAAUGUGGCCUCUAGAUACCAUAAAAUUGAAAAUGUGAGGGACACUACGGUGCUCGUAAAAGCGAUUCAAGGAGUUCUCAAAGCAACUAAAGUAUUCGAAUAGUUGCUAAAAAAUGAGUUCAUGUCAUUUAAUAAUAGUGCUAAUUUAUUUAUCUAAUAGUCGAUAAGAGAUCAAGGCUCAUGGCCUAUAGAAUUACUGAUUAGUUUUCUCCAUAAUUUUUUAUACAUAAAAA